UUUUUUCUUACAGAGAAGUCACAUCGUCUCACAUUCCUCUCUGUCUCUCCAGGGACUCACAUCUUUCCAUAUGGAUUUCUAUAACUUUAGGGUUCCUUUGCUCAUCUUGGCAGCUCUCGGAGGAUGCUGUUCCCAAAACAGUCCGCUUCUGAACGACAAAACUAAUGGCGUUGUAGGUAAAAACGUAACCUUCCGAACAACAAUCACCUCAAGAUUGGAUUCUGUGACCAUAUCAUGGAAUUUUAUCAGCAAGGAUCAAAAGAUUUCAUCAAUUAUCACACACGCACCAAUGAGUAACAACACAAGAAUCGAUCAGAAUUACGCCAGCAGAAUCAGCUAUAAUGCGACAACAUGCGAGAUUCAGCUCAGAUCGCUGACGAAGGACGAUGAAGGGGAAUAUACGCUCCAAAUAAUCACUUCUGAUUUAACCCAACUGACAGGACAGGUUUAUCUUACGGUUCUUGAGCCUGUAACUGACGUGCAGAUUUUGUCCAAUCUCCCUGAAGCUGUAGAGUACAACAGCACAGUGGUUCUGACCUGCUCUGCCAAAGGCUCCUUUACUUACAAGUGGUUCAAUGGUUCGGUCCCUUUGGUGGUGGAUGGCACGCAUAUGAUCCUGAACCCAACCGGCAAGGAGCUAACUAUUACCGAAGUUCGCCGUACAGAUCUAAGAGGACCCAUCAUCUGCAUGGCAGAGAAUGCACUGGAGUCAGGGAAGAGCGCUCCCUUCAAUCUCACUGUGAGCUAUGGCCCUGAGAAAAUCUUCAUGAAGCAGACUCCAACUGAUCCAUUCCUUAAGAAAGGCUCUAACUUAACCCUCACAUGCUCUGCCGAUUCUGACCCUCCCGCUCAGCUCAAGUGGAUGUUUAAUGGGAAAGAUCUGCUUCAGCAGGCCAACAUCACCAUCAGCAAUUUAGACGAAAGUCACAGUGGCAACUAUAGCUGUGUUGCCAACAACGUGAAGACCAACCGCAAUGUUGUCUCAACUGUUGCUAUGGUGACUGUUCUGGAGGGCUUAUCCGGGACAAAAAUCUCCAGCUCCGCAUCACUUCUCAUCGCUGGCAACAGCACAGUCAACCUCACCUGCUCGGCAGCCGCUGGGACAGCUGAAACCGUGGAAUGGCUGAAGGACGGCAAACCUCUGACUCCUGGUGACCGUGUCACCCUUUCAGGCGACCAGAAAUCUCUGACGAUUGUUCGAGUUGUUAAAGAGGACAUGGGCGAGUACAAGUGCCUACUGAAGAACAAAGUGAACCAAGAUGAAGACAGCUAUAAGAUGGUGAUCAACUACGGUCCAGAGAACGUGAUGAUGAAAGGAAAGAAUGCGGUGAAGUUCGAAGAGGCUACAGUGAUUUCCUGCUCUGCGGAGUCUGUUCCUCCCAGUAUUUAUGCAUGGAAACUCAACGAUACAGUGAUGAACUUUACUCGGCCAAACUAUGCGAUUGAGAAGGCCAAAGCUACGGACAGUGGCACGUACACCUGCGAGGCACUCAAUCCAAUCACGGGAAUAACUAAAAAAUAUACGCACAAACUCGCAGUGACAGAGGUCGGUACAGUAGACGAGGGCCUAUCUGGAGGAGCCAUUGCUGGAAUUGUAAUUGCUGUGCUUCUGGCUGUGAUCAUCAUCGGUUGCAUUAUAAAAUGCAAGAGAAAAUCCGGCACAGAUAUUCCAUCUCCAUAUUAAAGCAAGACCUGGCAGUAAGGUGACCCGACUUGACUUCAAGACCAACCCUUCAGCCAUUUGUCUUUUUUAAUCUGCAAAAGGCAACUGGAAAAACUGCCCUCACAACUGACUUACACCUGCAGGUUUGGCCUUUUCAGGAGCUCAACGUGUUUUAAAAUGUCCAUUGUUUUUUGUUUUUGUUUUUUAUAUCUUUUUACCCUGUGCAAACGUACCCCAGUCUUAAAGACACGAUAGAGGACGGCGGUUAAACAGCGAGACUGUUUACCUUUAUCUGCAUCGCUUCCUUCCCUUGGCUGAAGUGGACAGCUUCCUUUGUUCCUCAAGAAACAUGAUACAGCCUCCAUCACCCUCUCAUUCCUUCAUCUGACCCUUAACCGACAGGUCGGUCGUCCUGGCUUGACGUCUCAGAGGUCAUUUUGAAAGAGCUGUAACGAAAUCCACCCUGAAAUGCACUGAGGGGUGACGAGACGGUCACGUGUUUGAGAUCUCAAAACACCCACAAGGCACUGAAACUUUGAGAUUUUAAGACCUGUUCAACAUGAUCGGAAGUCCCAAGGGCCGAAGGCACCGUUGAGUCGUGGCUGGAAGGUCAUUCGUGGCAAAGCGUGCCUUGGAGAUCAGAUCAUGUCUUUAAGCUUCUUAACGCCUUUUUUAAACCCUCAUAUUUUUUCUCUCUUAGUGAGCCAUACUCGUUUUAUUUGUAAAAGUAAGGCAAGCUCCCACAUGCUUGAACUGAGGAGCGGGAAGAAAAAAAACUGCAUUUCUGCGGACAACGACAUACCACAGUUUUGCAGCGAAAUUGCUACUCUGUCCUCGGGCGUCCCCACAAAGAUUCGUCCUGCAUAAUCAGGAUUCCUCUGGAUUCAUGGUCUAAAAAAAUCAACUUUCGUUGACACAGGAACAUCUGAAGUUUAAAACUGCAAAGUAUUUGUGUUAAUACGUUUAAGUUGCUUAUUGAGUUCCAGUAUGUGUGAAAUCUUUUUCUUCUUAUCAACAGAUAUCUGAUCCUAAUCCUUUUAAAGUUUCGUUUGUAACGGUGUUGCUCUUCGACCAAAGCAGUGAUCUGAUCUGGAUGAUCGUUUUGAUUUUGAUCAGAUCUCUCUAGAUAGAGAUUCCCAUUCAUUUGUAGAAAUUUCUAAGGUGAUCCCCUUGCUUUAUUUUAAGAGUUACGGUUACAGAAACGUGCAAAAAAACCUCUGCUCAUGGAUAUAUUCAAAUAUAUUUUGAAAUGUAUUUCAAAAUAUACAAAAAAAUGGCUAAAUUAAAUAAAAUGCUGAUAAAUAUAGUUAAUUUUAGCUUUUAUUUUGAGCCAUUUUUGUAUAUCGUCAGUCUCAAUAUAUUUAUAUUGUCCUAUACAUUAUAUAUUUGGACCCUUGAAAUACAUUUUAUGAUAUAUUUUAUCUCAAGUUCGAUAAAUAUAUUUCAUUAAUCCAUAUUUGAAAUAAAUAUUGGCCAGAAUGUUUAGCGCCCACUUCAGCAAAGACUAUUAGGUGUACAAUUUACAGUAUGUACUUUUCAGAUUGUUUUUCCAACCCUAUAUGUAUGUAAGUGCCAGCCAAAGCAAUCUUAACGUAUAUAUAUGUGCAAGUCGACAGCAAAAAUACACUAACACACAUUUAUUACAUAUAUUUGUACUCCAUUUUAGCAUUAAAACACAACUAUCAUAACAUUCUGAGCUUUAUAACUCCUUGCAAACCUGUAGACGGUUUUAUCUCCGUAUGUUUUAGCGGUUUGGGCUGUUUGCAUGGAGAGACCGGUAAUCAUACGAGUCUGACCACAGAUACACUGAAUUAACGUUUUUGUACUGUCACAGUGUGGAGACAGGAUUAGAUGGAAACGUCUUAUCCAUGUGUUCUUUGUUACAGAUAUGUUUUCAUAUAGACUAGAUAGAAUUUAAAAUUAAAUUGGAUAAUGUCAAAUAUUGUUGUUGUGCAGGACCGUUUUUGUUCAGUGCUUUAAAGUUAUUUGAAGUUACCAAUUUUUUUUUUUUUUUUUUUUUUUUUUGAGGUGACGCACUGGUUAUUUUUGAGUAAAAUACAAUGCACAUGCAGUGGUGCAUUCCAAUCAAUAUAUUCUCAGGUUUUGUUUACAGGGUGUUUAUAUUCUCUCAAAAUGACCAUCAGUCAUGUUUUGUAUUUUCUCAAUGUUGCUUUGAAUAUAAUUUAUUUUCAAAUGUUUUGCUUUUAUGUACUGUAACUGUUAUAUAUAUGUUUAAAAAAAGAUUGUUUUAACUGCCCCACUUUUUCUUGCCAUUCACUGAAUAAUAAGAAAAAUAAUUAUUGUAAAACUUAUUGUAAUUAAAUUUGACGUUUUCUACACCCAUUUUCGUUAGCUUUCUUUGAGGCCUCCAGAAAUAAAUGAUUCCUUGAACGUGUUAAA
Molecule: messenger RNA, 4063 nt
Organism: Pimephales promelas (fathead minnow)
Lineage: Eukaryota; Metazoa; Chordata; Actinopteri; Cypriniformes; Leuciscidae
Product: cell adhesion molecule CEACAM5
Source: RefSeq, a predicted model, not a curated record